Scleropages formosus (Asian bonytongue) is the source of this 2848-nucleotide messenger RNA. It is a transcript of the gene pkmyt1, whose product is annotated as protein kinase, membrane associated tyrosine/threonine 1. The transcript is spliced from 8 exons. Gene Ontology annotation, cellular component: nucleus; cytoplasm. The record is from RefSeq and is a predicted model, not a curated record. Gene Ontology annotation, molecular function: protein kinase activity; ATP binding. Gene Ontology annotation, biological process: negative regulation of G2/MI transition of meiotic cell cycle; protein phosphorylation; meiotic cell cycle. Bases 353 to 2125 code for a protein of 590 amino acids. NCBI's taxonomy places the organism in Eukaryota, Metazoa, Chordata, Actinopteri, Osteoglossiformes, Osteoglossidae.
GCUCGCGUUUUGGCGCGAGACGCGUCCGCAGCGAUCCGUCUGUGUUUGGACGUAACUCGAGUGGGGCGAUGCGGCGGUAUUCGAAAUAGAUUUGUUUGCCCGUGCCUACAAUUUGAGCGAAGAGGAGCGGGAUUGUGCUGUCCUCAGCUUUAACAAAACCACAAACCCUAAAAAUACACCACUUUCUGAAUCUUUCAUCUACCCCCUUCCUCAUUAGCACCUGCCUCUCUCUCUCCUCUGUUUCCUCUCAUUUUCAAUGAUCCUUUAUAUCACCCCUCUGCUCCACAGUUUCUUCUUUCCCUGUGGCGUUAACCAGACUCGUUGACUGUAUCCAAACCUGCGUCUCAUAGUCAUGUCAAUUUUCUGUGAACCCACACUCACUGCAACCCCUCUCCCCAUCCCGGUGCAUUUCUCACAAGCCCAGAAAUCCUUCUGUCUCAAAAAAAGGCGACUUCCUUUCUCUUCAUCCUCCUCCUCUUCCCCGUCAGUUUCUUCACCUCAUCUCCUCUCGCAUUCGCUGCCUCCUCGACCCCCUUCCAAAGGGUACCCGCCUGUCAGCCGGCUGUUUUCCCAGCGCCCCCCAUCCCCAUGGACACCUCAUUCACGUUCCCUUAUCAAGACUCCACCUCCAGCAUCGCUGUAUGACCCAGGAAGACCCCAGUCCUACUUCAGCCAGUGCUUCACCAACCUUGGUUUGCUAGGGAGAGGCUCCUUUGGGGAGGUGUACAAGGUCCUCAGCCUCCAGGAUGGACAGCUCUAUGCGGUCAAGCGCACUGUCCAGUGCUUCAGAGGCCAUGCGGACCGGAGGAGAAGUCUGAGAGAGGCUAGAAACCAUGAGCGUCUGGGUCCCCACCCUCAUAUCUUGGGCUUUCAGGCUGCCUGGGAGGAGAAGGGCCAUCUUUAUAUCCAAACAGAGCUGUGUUGUACCAACCUUUUAAUGUACGCAGAGGCCAAGGAGCCCAACCUGGAUGAGGCAGCAGUGUGGGGCUACCUGUGUGACUUGCUGUUGGCCCUGCAGCACCUUCACUCCCAGGGGUUCAUCCACUUGGACAUCAAGCCGGCCAAUGUCUUUCUGACUCAGUCUGGUCGUCUCAAGUUGGGGGAUUUUGGACUCAUGGUAAUACGCAAAGGAGAGCAGAUUGAGGGGCUGGAUGGGGAGGAAAGGGGGGAGGGGGAGGAAGGACAGGAGGGAGACCCGAGAUACAUGGCUCCAGAACUGCUGAGAGGAGAGUACAGUCCGGCUGCUGACGUGUUCAGCCUAGGCGUGUCUAUCUUGGAGUUGGCUUGUAACAUAGAGGUUCCAAAAGGCGGCGAUGGCUGGCAGGAGCUCAGACGGGGGAACCUGCCCUAUGAGUUUAUCAGCGGCCUUUCGGCUGAUCUGCGCUCAGUCCUGAAGGUGAUGCUGCUCCCGGACCCUAUGGAGAGAGCCACAGUCUCCCAGCUCCUGGCACUCCCAGUGGUGCGACGCCAGAAGCUCAAACGUCAAGUUUCUCUCUUCCUGGCGGAGUCCCUCCUCAUCCUCUUCUCCUUCUGUAAGUCCAUGGUGUUGUCGGGGUGGGGACUCCUUUCCACUCUUCAUUUUCCAUUUCUGCGUACCUGGAUGACAGCUGCACCACACACCCCCACCAAGGACAGCUGGGAGAAUGAUGUGGGGCACAGCAUAGCCCAUCCCAGCUUCUUGCACACGGACACAGGAAGCCUCGGCGAAGAGCUUGUUUUCUUCCCAAACGCGCUUGGAUUGGACCACUCUCCCACCUCCUCUCAGAGACUCCAGUCUAAGCUGUCUCUGGGGAGUACCUCCACCCCUCUGCCCAAGAUUUCCACACCCUCCCAGCACACUCCCCCACAGACUCCACGAUUCACCCAUAGCCCCAUGUGGAGUGUCACACACACUCCUGGAAGCACAAGGUCUUCCUGUUCACCCUCUGCAGACGUAACGGCUCUUGCGCACAGUAUGUCGCAGUCCGCCUCGUCGACUUGUGACGAUUCGCCAAGCAAGGACCUUGGCUCCGCACACAGUCCGGUCCUGAACUGGGUGAGGCCGGAGCUGUGCCCGAGGCCUGUCUUCGAACCCAAGAACCUGCUCUCCUUAUUUGAUGAAGCAACGCUUGAAGGGCUGUCCUGAGAACAAUGUGGCGACUUCGCACUUUGGCAAGCCACUGCUGUGUGCUUCAUUGCACUGAAAAAUGUGAUUUGUGUAUAUAAUUUCAGAUUUCUGCUCCUUAUUUGAUUUUUUUUUUUUUUUUUUCUUCCCCCCUCCAGGUAUUUUAUGCUCCGGCUUGAUUGGAAACUGUUCCAUGUAGGAUGUUUUGCUUGAAUUUAUGUAAAGACUUACUGCAUGAAAAUGUAUUGUUCCAAAGGUUUAGUCAUGAUGUGACAAUAUAAAUAGAGAACUUUUGGAUAAGAGGGUUAAUUUAUGAUCAGUAAAAUCAUGAAGGCCAUAAAGGCACAGGUAUGGUUGUGUGUUUACAUACCUGUAUGAGACCACAAUGUGUUACUGAGAAGCAGUGAAAGGGAAAGCUACUGCUUUCACAUGAGAUGAAUGAAUCUGUGUCUCAACUAUACUGACUGUCUCAGGGUGGAGAAAAUUAAUUGAUGCAAAACCUGAAUGACAAGUCUCUUGUUUAUUAUGCAUGAGGGGUUUGAGCUAUUGGAGAAUUUUACAAAUUUGUCUUAGCUUUUUUUAAUAGCAAAUAUUGUGUAAAAUCUGUCUUAAAAUCUUAGCAAGUAACAGUCAAGAACAGAUUGAUUGAAUUCUCACCCAGUGUCUCAUAACAUGUUUUAUACUGGUUUCCUCGUUAAGUAAUUUGAAAUCCUAAGUCCAUUUCUGGGAAAGCAUCACCUAAAU